Penicilliopsis zonata CBS 506.65 is the source of this 1590-nucleotide messenger RNA. RefSeq lists its product as hypothetical. The record is from RefSeq and is a predicted model, not a curated record. The transcript is spliced from 2 exons. Gene Ontology annotation, molecular function: protein binding. NCBI's taxonomy places the organism in Eukaryota, Fungi, Ascomycota, Eurotiomycetes, Eurotiales, Aspergillaceae. The coding region runs from base 1 to 1590 and encodes 529 amino acids.
AUGGAGUCGUCGCCGCUGAGGAGAAGCAAUAGUACGGCGUCGGUAGUAGGCGUCAAACGUCCUGCACCCUUGCUACCGGCCUUUGAACCGCUGAGCUCGUCGCCAUCGCUGCCGCGGCCGCAGAAACGGCUGGCCCGCGAGUCUCAUGGCCUGGUCUCGACGUAUCCGACGCCCGUGCCCACCUCGUCGACGCAUAUCAUGUCAUCGUCGCCGCCGCCCCGGAUGAUGCCGCUGCCUCGACCGGUCUCGCGCCGCGCGAUUCCCGCCGUCUCGUCGGAACGGGCACCAUUGUCCGAUGUGCCGACCCUGGUGCUACGGGAGGAUGGGGAGCCGGUGCUGAUGGGGCGGUCGAGCGCCUCGUGUCAGCAUCAGUUGUCUGCCAACCGGAUGAUCUCCAGGGUUCAUGUUCAGGCGACGUAUAAGCCGGCCCCGAACCCGUUCGACCGCGAACGUGUCGAGAUUCUGUGCAUGGGGUGGAACGGGAUCAAGAUCCAUUGCCAGGGAAAAACGUACGAGCUGGCCAAGGGCAAGACCUUCACGUCCGAUAUCAAGGGUGCGGAUAUCAUGAUCGACGUACACGAUGCUCGUGUGCUUCUGCAGUGGCCGCGGACCCAGCCCAAGGAAGUUGCUGUCCCCGCUGUUCAUGUCAAUUCUGAUCAGACCUGGGAAGAGGAGGAGGAGGAGGAGGAGGAGGAUGACGACCCUACCCCGACUCGCAACGGACGUGGUCAUGCUACUACACUUUCAGACAGCCCGCUUGCGGACCGACAGCAGCGGCUGGCAUCGCCCAUUUCGCCCUCGCCUGCAGUCCAGUCACUCAUCCCGCCUUCAUCACCGUUGUUUACUCCCACGCGGGCCCGCAACUCGGUGGUCGUCUACGAAGACGAGCCAUCGCCGAUCCGUCGGAGUAACACGGUCGACGGUUCCAUAUCCAAGCGCGCACAACACGUCCUCGGAGACGAGUCGUCGUUCGAUAGCUCGCGCUCCGAUGACUUUUCCGACCACGAUGAGGAGAACGAUCCCAUCAUCCAUUCCUUUGGGCCUUUUGGGGAGAACCUUCUCCCCCGAAUGGCCUCGUUCAGCGCCCACGAUUCACCCAUUCGCUCAGUACGGCCUCAACAGCAGCCGUCAAAGCCCAUGCAAUCUUCUCCUCGUCGGUUGUCCAAGGCCAUUGCUUCCGUCACCUCGGUAGAAGAUCAAAAUGGUGGCAAGGCGUCCAAGAUCAGCGAGGAGAUCGAGCGGAUCCAGAACCACGCGGUCAACCAGCUGGCCUUCUCGCGGCUCUCGUCCACACCCUUCUCCACCCUCCUGAACAACCUGCCCCCGGGUCUGUGGCGGAGGGAUGACCGCAAACCGGGCCUGUCCACGGCGGAGAUCCGCACCGUGUUCGAGUCCACCAAGUGUAUUGGCAAGGUCGCGCGCGAGGGCAAAGACGCCGCGGGCAAGGCGCUUGAGGCCGAGUACUACUACGUGCCCGACUUUGACGACGAUGACAUGCGCCGCGAAGCGGUGGUCCACGACCUGCGCAAGCCGGGGCUCCGCAACUGCAGAAAACAGCACAAGCAAUAUUUCUGGCGCAAGCCGAAAUAG